ACGUCAUAAUUCGAGGCGUGUGCAGACCGUGCGUUUCCUUUCGGGAGUUUUUUUGGUACAGUAUUUUUAAUCUCAACCUGGUACAUUCUUUUUUUUUGUGUCUAACUUUAGGAUUUGUUGAAAGACGUCCCUCUUCUUUUUUUUUGUCGAGGACAUGGAUUUCUCGCUGGCAGAUGCCAUAGCGGACGAUGUCCCGGGCCAAGCUGAGAAAGCGAGUAACCCCAACCCAACCGCCCCUCCUCCCACUAACCCAGGAUGGCCUGGUGCAGCUCCUGGAGCCCCAACACAGCCCUCUGCUCCUGGGGGAUUCCCUGGGGGGCCACAGUCUGGUCCAGGGGCCCCAGGGCAGUUCCCUGGAAGCCAAGGACCGUUCUCUUCUGGUCCCGGAGCCCCAGGGCAGUAUCCUGGAGCUCCCUCUGCCCCCGGUGGGUUCCCGCCCGGACCAGGGGUACCGGGACAGUACCCAGCCGGGCCCGGAGCACCUGGACAGUACCCAGCCGGGCCCGGAGCACCUGGACAGUACCCAGCCGGGCCCGGAGCACCUGGACAGUACCCAGCCGGGCCCGGAGCACCGGGACAGUUCCCUGGACAGUUCCCCCCUGGUGGGACCCCUGGUCAUUUCCCUGGAGGCCCAAUGCAGUACCCAUCUGAACCCUUCCAGACUAGCCCUGGAGCACCCCCAGGACCCUAUCCUAACGUGCCUUACCCAGGAGCCCAGCCUGGUGGGGGGAUGUAUGGGCCUGGAGGUCCAGGAGCUGCCUUCCCCCCUGGAGGAGGCACCUUCCCUGGGUUCCCUGGUGGGGCCUUCCCUCCAAUCCCCCCUGGAUCAUGGAGUCCUGGGGGCGGUGGAGUUUUCCCUCCCCAGCCCGGUCAUCCUGGCUCUUUCGGUCCAGGUCCCAUGGGACCAUAUGGGGGAUCGGCAGCUCCAGGAGGCAUGUUGCCGGUGCCGUACGAACUGCCUCUCCAUGCUGGCAUCAUGUCCAGGCUGUUGAUCACCAUUGUAGGGGAACCCAUUGUUGGAGGAGAAAGGUUCCAUGUUGACUUUUUAAAAGAGGAGGACGAGGAGGACGAUGAAGAGGUUGUAUUUCACCUCAACCCUCGUUUCUAUGAACAACAGGUUGUCCGUAACUCCCACCUGGAUGGGUGUUGGGGUCCAGAGGAGAGAGACGGAGGCUUCCCCUUCGUUCCUGGACAACGUUUUGAGCUAAAGGUGCUAGUGGAAGAGGACUCGUUUAAAGUAGCCGUGGACGGGAACCAUUGUCUGGAGUAUGAGCACAGAGCCGGAGGGUUUGAGGACGUCACCCUGCUACGUGUGGUGGGGGAUGUCACUCUCUACAGCGUGGCCCCGAGCAUGAUCUAACACUCCAGAGAGACUACCGCCCAGUCCCAAAUGGCACCCUAUUCUGAUAGGCUCUUGUCAAAGAAAAGUAGUGCACUACAUAGGGAAUAGGGUGCCAUAGGGCUCUGGUCAAAAGUAGUGCACUACAUAGGGAAUAGGGUGCCAUUUUGGGAUGUAAAGUCCAGUUCACUUCACCUGACUGACACUGUGGGCCAAUGAUCUGGAUGGGGGCGGUGCAGCUCACAUACCUCUUUUCACACUACCGUGCUGAACCAAACUGUGCUAGCUAGCAUGGUUCCAGCAGCUGUGGCGGAUGGGUAACCAGGCCCGGCUCGGUUUAGCUCCGUGGUGUGAAAAGCCCUACACAGCAUGUCCUGUAGGCUAUAGGUAAAUAAAAAAAAAAAGAGAUCUAAUUAUUUGACUGUGUCAUUUAAAACGUGGUAUUAAUCUAUACAAAUGAGGGCAAGGAACUAGGCUAUGUAACGGUGUCGGAGAAGGAGGUAUCUGCUUUUUAACGGCAGUUCUAGGGAACGUAACCAUAUUUAUUCUGCAUGAAAUGUCUCAAGGACAAAGGGGGGGGCGUGUCCUUUUAGCAUUUCACAAUGUCAUGACGGCAGCAAAGUAGACUGUAUAUUGUUUUUGUAUGUCUAUAAUUACAAAUGAGCCUUUCAGGGUUAUGAUGCAUGUUGUGUGUGUGUGUAACCAAUGGACUGAACAUCCGUGUAGCUUUUGCUUUGAAACACUUUAUUCUGUUGCAAUGCUGUCUGCAAGGCUGAAUGGACAUGGACUAGAAGGAUAGAGAGAGAGAGCCUCUGUGGACUGUAAACUGGUCUAGGGUUCAUUUAGCUAAGAUCGUAACAUGUGUUUAGACAUUUUACAGUAUUAAUCCUCUAGGUCUUGCCGAUUUUUAAAGGUCCGUUAAAUGUUAUGAAGUAGUCAGAUCUGCAGCUAAAAUGAAAUGUAAACUGUUGUAGCUAAAUCAAUGUAUCACUUUGUAGAUGUUACCAAAGACUUAAGUAUUAUUUUCAAAAUGAAGUUUUGUCAAUAAAGAGUGAAGAGAGCUGAUACAAUCUA
Messenger RNA from Oncorhynchus keta (chum salmon), 2413 nucleotides. RefSeq names its product galectin-3. Gene Ontology annotation, molecular function: IgE binding; carbohydrate binding; laminin binding. The transcript has 6 exons. NCBI's taxonomy places the organism in Eukaryota, Metazoa, Chordata, Actinopteri, Salmoniformes, Salmonidae. Bases 155 to 1360 code for a protein of 401 amino acids. Gene Ontology annotation, biological process: macrophage chemotaxis; negative regulation of extrinsic apoptotic signaling pathway; neutrophil chemotaxis. The record is from RefSeq and is a predicted model, not a curated record. Gene Ontology annotation, cellular component: nucleus; immunological synapse.